Symbiodinium natans is the source of this 621-nucleotide messenger RNA. The record is from the annotation of a GenBank genome assembly. NCBI's taxonomy places the organism in Eukaryota, Dinophyceae, Suessiales, Symbiodiniaceae.
AUGAAGAGAAAUACCUUAAGACUUCCUCCCGUGCCCAAUGCCCCCAAAAGAACAGGGGAUGAAUUUGCGAUGGAGUGCGAGAAGUGGGAGGAGGCAUCGGAUGAAGAUGAUGACUACCCAUACAAGGACUGGGUCGCCAGCCUGGCAAGGAGAACACUCCAACCCCCGAUUAGCAGCGCUCGGGAUCUGGCCUCCCGUACUUGGCUGACGGAGAAGGAGGAGAUACAGAAGCUGCAGUGGCAGGAAAGCUUCCGAAAGGAACGGCCUUUCCUGCCCGCCGUGACGAUGCCGGCUUCCACGGCGCAGCCACAGGGAAUGCAUCUACUUGGCGCCAGCCGAAGGCUGAAGCAGCAGAAGGUGGUCACCCGGCAUGGUGGCCAGCGAUGGCGCUUCGUGGGCAAGGCCAGGUGCAUGGAGGCCCAGGCCGUGAAGGCGGAGGGCUCAGCUGAGACCGACGAGUACGUGCCGGAGGGCUGGGGCAACUUGAAGGACUACGUCCAUGGGGUCAAAAUUGGGCCCGGCAGCCUCUUCAGCCACCCCUGGGACCGGCCCACUCCCUCGGGGAUUCAUCCGAACACACCCAGGGUGAGGAAGCAGUUCGCUCGCCACACUCUUUACUGA